Molecule: messenger RNA, 3370 nt
Organism: Balaenoptera acutorostrata (minke whale)
Lineage: Eukaryota; Metazoa; Chordata; Mammalia; Artiodactyla; Balaenopteridae
Gene: FAM149A
Product: family with sequence similarity 149 member A
Source: RefSeq, a predicted model, not a curated record
UCCUUUGGUCUUGUCAGAUUGGGUAAGUCCCAGAUCUUUUGGAAUCAGGGUUAUCGUUCCCAGGUUUAUGGUCAAAUUCCUCACCAUCAGCCCAGAGUUCUGCGAAUCUGGUGAAGCUCUAAGGGUGAUGGAGAAAUUGGAGAGUGUUCCUUUAAGGCACGGAUCAAGGAGGGGAGCCAGGGUGUCCGUUGUAGACGCAGCCCCAGGCUGCAGUCUGGGGCCCAAUUAGCAGUGAGCUAAGCAGGGUUUUUGUUUAGCUUAGCAACCGCCUGCGCGGUCCCGGGGGCCCGUCGGGGUAUCUGCGGCGGGCGGAGGCCCGGACCUCUUUCCUCAGCUCGUGGUGGCGCUGGCAGCUGCAGAAGUCGCCUCCGUGGGCUCCCGGACCCCUGGCCCUCGGGGUCUCGCAGCACUAGGGCAGAGAAGGGACUGCUCCCCGCGUCGGGGCAGGUCCGGCCGAGCGGGGCCGAGCGCCCGGGGGGGAUCCUCCGGGUGGAGAGAGCACCAGAGGCUCCCGGGGUGCGCGGCUUGAGGGGACCCCGCGACCCCCGUCCCCGCCCCGGGCCGCCUCGUCCCGAUCCCUGCGGGCGGCGGUGGAUGGAGCCCCGCAGCCCGGCUCCCCGCGGACUUGAGGUUCGGCCAGCAGCCAGGACAGCAUUUCCAAGGCCAGGACAUGAAGGUCGCUGUGUUGGACCUUGGGUCUCUCUUUGCCAAAAUCUUCAAGACCUCGACGGCGCCCGCGGCGGGUCCCCCGCCGGUCGCCUCCUCCAGCCACUCGCGAGGCGCAGCCACCGCAGGGCCGGCGGGCAUCGGGGCGGGCACCUGGCUUGGCACGGCCCCGACCUUGACCCUCUUUCCAGCCCUGGCGCCCGACUCCCGCUCCGGCUCGCGGGGGGCGCCAGCCCUGCAGCAGCCGACACCCGCCCCGCUCCAUCCUCUGCUCGCCGCCUCCCACCCCCGGGUCUCGGUCGCGAGCCGCACGGCAGAAGCGGGAGGGACCCCCCGCUGGCUGCCCAGUAGCCCGAGAGCAGCCAAAGUCCGGCCCUCGCCCCCGCCCCUGCCCGCGGCGCCCCCCAGCGGCGUCUGCGGCGCAGCCGGCUCCCCCGCCCCCCCGGUGGCCGUGGCGCGGCCGCCCCCGGGCCCUGGCGGGGACUGGGCGGCGCUGCCGUCCAUCGGGGGCUCCGCGGGCAGCGGCAGUGUGACCGCGAGCCCACCGAACCCUCGCCCGCCCGGCGCGGCGGAGCGGGAGCCCGGCACUCGGGUGCCCCCCGGGCCUGGCCCCAAGACCCUGUUCUUCACCCUGCCGGACCUCGGCGAGGAGUGGGCCUCGGACAGCGACUCGGAGGACGGCCGAGAAGCAAGAGGAGUGCCAGAAGCAUCUGGAAAGCAGAGUUUUGCUGUGAAAAGCAAAGAUCCUUUACCUACACAUUUUACAAGAAAUGUACAGAAAGCCAUUGAUAAAUAUACCCGUGAAUCCGCGUCAUCAUUUUCAUCAAGUGGAAGCCCCACGCCCACAGAAGCUCCCAACUCCUGGUCUGGGUCUGGGACACAGAGUUCAACCACAGGCUUAUCAACCGAGAGGAGCUCCAUUUACUCUUGGAGAGAUGACGAGUUUGACAAAGCCAAUGCACAGAAAGUACAGCAGUUAUUCUGGGAGGUCGAGGAAAUGUUAUUUGAAGGGAAAGUAAGUCCUCAGACCCAGAAUCUACGGGCUGAAUGCAGUGAGUGGGCAAGAAGGUCCCUCCAUCUGAGAGUAUUAGGAAGACAGCUCAUCCUGCCCACUGAUGAAGGGGUCCAGCAUUUCCAGGGCAGCAAACCUGCUUCUGCCGUCCACAGACCCUUCUUUGAUGACUGUGAACCCAGCAGCAACAUCAGAGAGCUGUGCAUCUCCGGCUCUCAAAUAGUCCCGGCCGCACUCUCAGCCCUCACCCUGCCAGGUCCUGUUGGCACAGGGGUUGCGGACCUCACGGCAUGUUCAUCCCUGGAAGAAGAGGUUUAUGAUGUGGAUGGAAAGAUUGAAGAGUAUUUCGCUUUUGACAGAAAAGAAGAUGACGAGGACUGUCUUGAACAAAACCCAGCUCAUCAUCACAGGACGUGGCAUAAGCACGGACUUCCUCCUGUAUCCCCGCAUGACUGUGUCAGAGACGCGGUGGCUGCAGAAGUGUUUGAUCACGUCUGGACAGCUGUGGUGGAAAUACUGGAAAAGCUGAUUAGAAAAAACUGGGAAAUUACACUCACAGAAGGAAAAAAACAGAAAGAAAAAUUGAAAGUAGCUGAGAAUAAAUCUCCACCUCUGGUCAUUUCCUGUAUUAAUGCUGAUGUGUCCAGUGUUCCCCCGUCCAGAAGUUCUGAAACUCGAAGUGUAAUCCUGGCUUCUCAUCUUAACCCACCUCAGAUUCACCGCUUCUCCAAUAAUUUUUAUAGUGACUUGAAUGGUGUGAUGACAAUUCAAGCAAAACCACUUCAGCAGAGACCUACCUAUUCUGCAGAUAGAACACAGGGUGAGCAAGAGGACAAAUCACUGGGUGUAGGGGCCGGUGCUCUUUCCUCGGCCCCCCACCGGCUGGCACGGAUCUUGGAUGAUCGCGGACUACAAACUUCUGCAAAGAAAACACUGGCAUACACGAGGCUGCCUUCUCUUACCUCAGAAUCACAGAGAAUAAAAAUCCCCAGUGUGUACAGUGAUGAAGUUCUUAGGGAAACAAAACUGCAAACUGGCGUGGACCGCACGGCCUCCCCACCAGUUCAGACCUCAAGGAGCAGGUUGCCACCAAUAGGCUCAGAAACUGGGGAGCAGAAUAUGGCAGUUCCCGGAUCGCGCCCUGUUUCUUUCAGAGGAAGGCAUCCACAAAACCAUGUGUUGAGCGCAGUACCUGUCUGUGUAGAACGAUCACCCCUUCAAGAAAGAUCUCUGGCCACGGAACAGUUUUAGCCCAGCACAACCCAUACAUUUCGGUCAGAUACGCCUCGAAAAGGUUCAUUGACACUGAGGGAAUUUGCUGGUCACACAUGGACAGGUCAAGGUUUUUUGACAGGUUCACAAUUUCCACCAAAAUCUUUUCAGAGGACAACUUUGACUUUCAGAAAGAGAUUCCAAGUGACGUCUUGAUGUGACUUCACCAGGGCUACAACACCUGCUGGAGCAUUCAAAGCCUCAGUACACCAUUUAUCACUUGAAAAAUAGAAGAAGUAUUGUUAUGUAUCUGUCUGACAGGCUGAGAUGUUAGACUACCUGAGAGAAAUGCAAACAAAUAAACAACUUAAUUUUGAACACUUUGUGCUGUAAAGAGAAUACAAGUCAAACUCAGCAACCUUCUUCAUUAUCGGAAGCAUUCCAAUAAAGGUUCUUUAGGCUUUGCUCAGAAGAAUCUAA